AUGUUUAUUCUAUCUAUCUAUCUAUCUAUCUAUCUAUCUAUCUAUAUAUCUAUCUAUCUUUCUGCUUGUUCUUUAAUAGCUAUCGAUGUUCUUUUAUCAAUCCAAUUUCUUUUCUAUCUAUCUAUCUAUCUAUCUAUCUAUCUAUCUGUCGGUCUUUUACAUUUUCCCCUUUAUUUUUGGGUUCUUUCUCCUUCUGUUGUUAUUCUUUCCAUUGAAUCCUGUUCUUUCUUUUAUUUUCACAAUCUACCAUACUUUUAUUUUUGUUUUCUUUUUUCUUUUACUUACUCAUUUUUCUUUCUUUUUUUUUUUUCUUUCUCAUACGACGGCUUUUACAGUUUCUUUUUGUUGCUAUCUCCCUCUUUAACUUUUUACGCUUCCCUUUUAUCUUUCUUUCUUCCUUCUUUCUUUCUUUCCUUCUUUCUUUCUUUCUUUCUUUCUUUCUUUCCUUCUAUCUUUCUUUCUUUCUUCCUUUCUUUCUUUCAUAUUCGGCGGUUUUUACAGUUUGUUUCUGUUAUUAUCUCCCUCUUUAACUUUUUACGCUUCCCUUGUCUCUUUCUUUCUUUCUUUCUUUCUUUCUUUCUUUCUUUCUUUCUUUCUUUCUUUCAUUCCUUCUAUCUUUCUUUCUUUCUUUCUUUCUUUCACAUUCGGCGGUUUUUACAGUUUCCUUCUGUUGCUUUCUCCCUCUUUAACUUUUUACGCUUCCCUUCUCUCUUUCUUUCUUUCUUUCUUUCUUUCUUUCUUUCUAUCUAUCUUUCUUUCUUUCUUUCUUUCACAUUCGGCGGUUUUUACAAUUUCUUUCUGUUAUUAUCUCCCUGUUUAAUUUUUUCGCUUCCCUUGUCUAUUUCUUUUUCUUUCUUUCUUUCUUUCUUUCUUUCUUUCUUUCUUUCUUUCUUUCUACCAUUAUUUUCGAUUUUUUUUUGUUUGCUUCUUUUCUUUCGUCGUUUUUUCUUCAUUAUUUUCCCGUUUUCAUUUCUUUUUUCCUUUUUCGCUUAUUUCUGUUUUGAUUUCCAGUUUAAUUUCUCCAUUUUUGUUUUGCCUUUUUAUUUUUAUUCCGAACAGUUUUUUCUCCUUUCAUUUUGUCAAUCUUCAUUUAAUUUUUAUUUUCUAUGGUUGCCUUUUACUUCCACAUUUCUCUUUCUCCGUUUUUUUUCUUCUCUUCUCUUUUCCUCUUUUUCUUUUCCCUUCCAAUCCCCAUUCAUCUCCUCUGUGUCUUUCCCGCCUUAUUUCGGUGUCACUCUUUCAACACGUAUUUUUAUUUUUACCCUCCUUCUUUUCCUGCUCGUUUAA
Molecule: messenger RNA, 1287 nt
Organism: Acanthosepion pharaonis
Lineage: Eukaryota; Metazoa; Mollusca; Cephalopoda; Sepiida; Sepiidae
Source: the annotation of a GenBank genome assembly